UAAUUUACUAUAUCUAUAGUAAUGACCACUAAUAGUAUAGAGUAGAGUCUAGAAUAGUCUAGAUAUAGAGAAUCUAUUCAGUCUAAUUAAUCUAAUCUAGACUGUGAGUGUGACUUACUUCUUAGUCCAGUGUGCUACUUUAAAAUAUUGAGUGCUGAUCAUGGAUAAAGUGUUCUCUUGGUUCAAUGUAAAACAUACAAAAGCUGAUCAAGAAAUAGAACAGAAACAAAUAGAUAAUGAACCAGGAGAAAAUGUUUCUCAAGUAUAUCCUAGUGAUCCCAAAGUAGACGAGUUUUUUAAAGAUUUCCCAUCUCCAUAUAGGGAAAAAGUGGUUCAGUAUUAUAGCAAGCGAGAAGGUUUAUUACAAUUUGAUUUUUACAGGAAAAUUGCAAUGCAAAAUGAAAAGAGCUUGGCAGCAAGGGGUGUAUUUCUAGAAGAUCAACGACAGCUUAGGAAAUCUCAAAGGGAGGAGGAGGAAAAGGAAGAAGUAGUUGAGGUGGUGAGUGAGAGAAUAAUAUCUGAUUGGGAGAAGAAGCUAAUGGUUUACAUCCCUUUACAACAAGGAGAUACAGUCACUUCUAAAUUAUUGGAAACUGUGAAUUUAUCUUUAAUAGGAAUAACACUGAUGUGGACAGCUUUAUCUAGCAGAAAGAAAUAUUCUUCUCCAGUAUUCUGCACCAUGGUCCUAAUAGGUUCAUGUGGUUUUAUUAGUUCAAAUAUCCUUGCAGUUCAAAGAUUUUUGGACAUGGGUGUAUUUGACAAGCGAACAGAUAAACGAAGUAUGAUUGACAAGUCUCUGGAUGAAGUCAAAGAUGUUGCACAAAUUGUACAGAAUUACUUGCUUGAUGUCUCAGCAGAGAGUAAAAGAAAAUGAACCGUACUAUGUGAUGAAAGAAUAUUUAUGUUAUUGUUUAUGUAUUAAUAAACUAUUCAAAAUUGUUGACUUGAA
Biomphalaria glabrata is the source of this 949-nucleotide messenger RNA. RefSeq lists its product as uncharacterized. The coding region runs from base 161 to 874 and encodes 237 amino acids. Lineage: Eukaryota; Metazoa; Mollusca; Gastropoda; Planorbidae. The transcript has 6 exons. The record is from RefSeq and is a predicted model, not a curated record.